This is a messenger RNA of Tupaia belangeri chinensis (Chinese tree shrew), 1062 nucleotides long. It is a transcript of the gene GLRX5, whose product is annotated as glutaredoxin 5. The record is from RefSeq and is a predicted model, not a curated record. Lineage: Eukaryota; Metazoa; Chordata; Mammalia; Scandentia; Tupaiidae. Gene Ontology annotation, cellular component: mitochondrial matrix.
GGCCAGCGUGCGGGGAUGAGUGGGUCCCUGAGACUAACGGCAGCGGUUCUCCUCUGCUGGGGGCGCGGCGCGGGAGGAGGCCUGUGGGGUACGGGCUUGCGGGCAGCGGCUAGGGCGCAGGUGGUGGCGGCUCUGGAGCAGCUGGACGCGCUGGUGAAGAAGGACAAGGUGGCAAUCUUCCGUAAGGGGAGGCGGGAGCAGCCCCUCGGCUUCAGCAACGCAGUGGUGCAGAUCCUGCGGCUGCACGGCGUCCGCGACUACGCGGCCUACAACGUGCUGGACGACCCCGGACUCCAACAAGGAAUUAAAUACUACUCCAACUGGCCCACCAUCCCGCAGGUGUUCCUCAACGGCGAGUUCGUGGGGGGCUGCGACAUCCUCCUGCAGAUGCACCAGAACGGGGACCUGGUGGAAGAACUGAAAAAGUUGGGGAUCCGCUCCGCUCUCUUAGAUGAAAAGAAAGACCAAGACUCGAAGUGAGGCUCCGGGGUCCUCACUGCGGACAGGAGCCGUCCCCGCCGGGACUCAGUGCCGGGAAGCCUUACUGAUUCUGGUUGUCCCUGCUCGCUCGAGCGCUCGCACCCCCUCCGGUCUGUAAGCAGACAGGUGACCUUCGCGUGUCUGGUGUCCGGGCUAAGAAUGUUCUAUUGUAAACGUAAUCACAACCACUGCGCUGUAUAAUGCAACGUUCUAUGCUGUCCUACACGGGUGUGCUCUUACAUUCUCAGUCGUUCUUUGCCUGAUUCAGGAGUAAAACGAGGAGCUUUUGAAUCAUUUUAUUCAGACUUCUGUGUGGAUGUGUCAGUCUGCAAAGAUAACAUAUCCUCCCUCCCCAUUUUCUUUUGUAAUUUCUUCUGUUAAGGAAAAUGAUGGACAAGGAAGACAGUGUGAUGACUGGGGUGUUGUUUUUUAAAAUAAAUUGCCAACACAGGGACGCUGGGCCUUUGUGAGUUAAUUCUGGCAGCGCCUGUCCCUGAGGGUUUUUGUGCCAGUGACCUUGUCUGGGGAGGUUAGGCGUGCCUCCAUGCUUUUCUAUUAAACUUGUCAAAGAAUCUCCAGCAA